UUUGGAUGCACCAUACACUAUGGUUCACAUCAAUGUGUUGAAAAAAUUCACAUGUGUUCUUGUGGUGAUACUGGUAGCUCUGACAGUUUGCCUGUGGAGAGAGACGAGAAGAAGCUACUAUGUUCCUUUCAAGACCAAGAGUGAUGAUUUGCAGGUUCACAGGAGUUCGGAAAAAUGGAACCCACUUAAACCGCAGAGCCUUUUGCAUGAAGCAGCCAGUGAAUUGGGUCAGAUACCCAAAACGUGGUUUGGUAACCACAACACAGUAAAAGGCAGCACCUCUGGAACUGCUGAAAAGUCCAAGAAAGCAGUAGACUCUGUGAAGGUAUGGGAUAAGGACAGUUCAUCCAGAAACCUCAUACCCAGGCUGCAGAAGGUCAGAAAAAACUACCUGUCCAUGAACAAGUACAAUGUGACUUACAACGGGAAGCGGAAUGCUGUGAAACUCAGCCCAGAGAAGCUGCUCUGCCAGCUACGGGACAGGGUGAACGUGACCAUGAUACAGGGAUCGGAUGGUCCUUUUGAUACCUCUGAAUGGCAGCAAUACCUACCAGGGAAAAGCCUCAAUGAAACAGCGGGCCGCCUGGGUCGCUGUGCUGUCGUGUCUUCAGCAGGGUCUCUGAAAUCAUCGCAUUUGGGACAAGAGAUAGACAGCCACGAUGCCGUCUUGCGAUUCAAUGGGGCUCCUGUCAAGGGGUUUGAAGAAGAUGUGGGGCAAAAGACAACAAUUCGUCUUGUGAACUCCCAG
Phaethon lepturus (White-tailed tropicbird) is the source of this 748-nucleotide messenger RNA. Its product is annotated as beta-galactoside alpha-2,6-sialyltransferase 1-like. The annotation marks the transcript as partial. NCBI's taxonomy places the organism in Eukaryota, Metazoa, Chordata, Aves, Phaethontiformes, Phaethontidae. The transcript is spliced from 2 exons. The record is from RefSeq and is a predicted model, not a curated record. Gene Ontology annotation, molecular function: sialyltransferase activity.